UGUGUAUGUGAGUGUGUGUAUGUGUGUGUGUAUGUAUGCAUGUAUGUGUGUGUGUAAAUGUGUGUGUGUAUGUAUGCAUGUAUGUGUGUGUGUGUGUGUGUGCUCUGGGCUGCAGACCAGGACUGGGACCAGAGCCCUGAGGACCUCCAUCAUGUCGCUGCCUCAGCAUCUCCGAGAGGGAAGUGACUUCGACCAGCUGCCUCACAACGUCCCCGUCAGCGCCAACAUCGCCGACAUCGAGGAGAACAAAGGCUUCAUCGACUACUUCGUGUUCGUGCUGGAGGUGAAGACCAAAGGGGGCAGUAAGUACUUCGUGUACCGGAGGUACCGGGAGUUCUUCACCCAGCACCAGGAGCUGGAGGCCAGGUACUCCAGGUACUCCAGCUCCUCCCCCGAGGACCCGGACACCUGCGUCCUGCCGCCUCUUCCAGGAAAAAUCUUCAUGGGCAACAAGAGGGAGAUCGCAGAGAGCCGGGUCCCUGAACUCAACACGUACAUGAAGCGGCUGCUGCGGCUGCCCACCUGGCUGCUGCUGGACGAGGCUCUCCGGAUGUUCUUCUACCAGACGGAGCAGGACAGCCAGCAUCAACCGCGCGCCCUCAGGAGGCUCCGCCCACCGACCCGCAGAGUGAAGACGAUCAAACCAAAGAUGGACCUCUUCUCGUCCCCCAGGGCCGAGGUAACGUGUUGUUGUUGUUGUUGUUGUUGUUGCAACACACAGAGUAACAACGUUUUUUCAGAUCAGCACGCAGUUCUCCUCUCCUUCAGGAACGUCUUCCAGCUGGACGACGUGGCCGUGAACUACCGCGACCUGGAGGGCGACCUCAUCCGCGUCCUGGACGACGAGGACGUGCAGCUGAUGAUCCGAGAGAGCAGAGGUCAGCGGGUCAAGGUCACGAGGCCCGCGAACCAGUUCCCAUGGGAGCUGUACGUGACCUUGACCUCUGACCUCUCUGUGUACAACACGGAGGCCUGAGAGGUCAGAGGUCAACGAGGAGAUGUCGCGUUUCAUUUCACCAAAUAAAACAUUCUUUUUGCCGAGG
Pseudoliparis swirei is the source of this 1043-nucleotide messenger RNA. RefSeq names its product neutrophil cytosolic factor 4 (gene ncf4). The record is from RefSeq and is a predicted model, not a curated record. The coding region runs from base 20 to 976 and encodes 318 amino acids. Gene Ontology annotation, cellular component: NADPH oxidase complex. Gene Ontology annotation, biological process: respiratory burst; phagocytosis; superoxide anion generation. NCBI's taxonomy places the organism in Eukaryota, Metazoa, Chordata, Actinopteri, Perciformes, Liparidae. Gene Ontology annotation, molecular function: superoxide-generating NADPH oxidase activator activity; phosphatidylinositol binding. The transcript has 7 exons.